CCAGAGGCCUGUUGCUUAGCAACUAGUUUGCUUUGUCUGGCUGAGCAGACACACAGCUUUCACCUGUAAGGUAGAAAGAGACCUUGUCGGCGCUGCUUUGGGAUUGCUCUUUCCAUUCCCUCUUCACGUGCCAACAACACAGGCUUCUCUCAAGUUUGUCUCGGGGGGAGGUGGCUGGCAGUGAGACAUCUCAGAUAAGAAGGACCCCCGUCUUCCUUCUGGAAGUCUCGGCUUGGAGGGCUCAGAUGUGGGAAAGUCACUGUUAAAUCGUAAACUUACUUAGCAGUCAUUUCACUGAGGAGCCGUUGACCAGGGGUCCGAGGGUGACCCGAGACCUCUGCCAAGAGUUCCGUAAACUUAAGUCGUUCAGGGACAGGUGACCAUCCGUCCCUCCGUGGCCUCACCAUGCACUCCAGGGCUUACAUCUUACUGCAAAAAGAAUUCGAGGAGCUCCAACAGAACAGAAAUGAGGGUGUUACCGCUUUUCCUGUAAGCGAAGAUCUGCUGAAAUGGGAAGCUGAGAUCCAAGGACUUCAGAAUUCAAUCUGUGAUGGACUUGUUUUCCAGCUGACAAUAGAUUUUACACCAGAAUACAACCUUGUUCCUCCAGUUGUGAAAUUUGUAACAAUUCCUUUUCAUCCAAAUGUAAACCCAUAUACCGGUCAGCCCAGUAUAGACAUUUUGGACAGCCAGGAUGACUGGAACACAAAUUACACACUACGAAACAUCUUACUUGCUGUACAGAUUCUGCUUUCUCACCCUAGACUGGAAAAUCCAGUGAAUAUGGAAGCAGCCCAACUGUUGAUUAACAAUGAGUCUAUGUACAGAACAAUAAUUCACAAACUUUUCCAGCCAGAACCACGAGAAGGAGAGGGCAGCCUAGGGUUAUAUGUAAAGCCACAGAAGAGUUUCAGGGUAGUUAAAACAAUCUCAUUUAAUGAUUACUACAAGACAUGGUCUGAGAUAGCCACAACAAAAACUACAGAACUCUCCAAAACUCCGUUUUUUGGAGAUCCGGAUUUCAUGGAACGGUAUUACAAAUGGAAGGGACAGCAUCUGCCGCAUCAUAAGAAGUGGAAGUUGAAAUUUGAGUUCAUUAAGUGGCGGUUUGCUAGAGAAAAUAAAUCACCAGAGCCCAGUAGCUAUGACUUCGUGCAGAGGAUGGUUGUCGCCCCAUCUCCAACUGAGCAGUCUUAUGAUUCUGUAGAAAAUGAAUCCGACUAUUAUGAUCUACAAGAGUGGCAAAACGAAAACUGGAUAGAAGAAAAUGAGUCAGAUGAAUCAUGGGAAGACGAAGUGGACAAGCUGGUUGCCUGGACUAGUGCCCUUGAUGCAGGUGCUCUGGACUAUGAGAACUGACAUGCAAGGAUUUUCUAACCACCCAGGUAUCGGGCAGCCUCGUUGGAACAACCGCGGAAGAUGCUGAGAACCUGGCUGUUGCUCCCUACCCCUGUCGGCCUCAUCUUUCUGCAAGCACAAAAUACAAGUAUAAACCAGUGA
Messenger RNA from Peromyscus eremicus (cactus mouse), 1500 nucleotides. It is a transcript of the gene Ube2u, whose product is annotated as ubiquitin conjugating enzyme E2 U. Lineage: Eukaryota; Metazoa; Chordata; Mammalia; Rodentia; Cricetidae. Bases 406 to 1359 code for a protein of 317 amino acids. The record is from RefSeq and is a predicted model, not a curated record. The transcript is spliced from 10 exons.